Molecule: messenger RNA, 1240 nt
Organism: Saccoglossus kowalevskii
Lineage: Eukaryota; Metazoa; Hemichordata; Enteropneusta; Harrimaniidae
Product: histone H2A.V
Cellular component (GO): nucleosome
Molecular function (GO): DNA binding; protein heterodimerization activity; structural constituent of chromatin
Source: RefSeq, a predicted model, not a curated record
CUGUGAAUGACAUACCUCCCAGCUGUGGCCAUUGAUGUUGUUGUUUUAAUUAAUUCUCGGUAGUUUCCGGAAAAGUACGAGUAUUCAUGAACGAGUACUUGAACGCCAUUGGUUAAUUUGAACAGUAUAUCUACAACCAUUGGUUGUGAGUCAUCACGUGAUUCGUACCUCUAUAAAAAUUGUCGUUGCGAUAUUGGCGGGUAUCAGUUGUAUUAUUUCCUAUACACAGAGAUAAGCAGUAAAAUGGCAGGCGGCAAAGCUGGUAAAGAUUCCGGAAAAGCAAAGGCCAAGGCAGUUUCUCGUUCAGCGAGGGCAGGACUUCAGUUCCCGGUAGGUCGUAUUCACAGGCAUUUGAAAAACCGCACAACUAGCCACGGACGUGUCGGAGCUACUGCCGCUGUUUAUUCUGCAGCUAUUCUCGAAUAUUUGACAGCUGAGGUCCUUGAGUUAGCAGGUAAUGCCAGUAAAGAUCUUAAAGUCAAACGUAUUACACCGCGUCAUUUGCAGUUAGCUAUCCGUGGUGACGAAGAGUUGGAUUCCCUCAUCAAAGCAACAAUUGCUGGUGGUGGUGUCAUUCCACAUAUUCACAAGAGUUUGAUUGGAAAGAAAGGAUCACAAAAAGCGACAUAAACAUAAUCCUGCCUGGACCAUUUGUUUUAUACCUCAGGCAAUCCGGCUUUUGACAUUUUUCAAAUGCUUUUCAUCUUUAUCUCCUCUGUUCAGUGUCCGAAGUCUACGUAGACCAAUAGAUGCACAGUCUACUACCAACAACCCAUUUUCAAUCCAUUCCAUAUCCAGUGUUUUAUUGUAUUUUAUUGUAUGAUGGCAAAAGCCAUUAUUUUUAUCAUUAGAUUAGUGUAGGGGGCCUUCUUUUCUAAUCGAGCAGUUCUGCGAUACAUGUAAUUAUGCAAAGAACUAUAGUAAAUAAAUUAUCAGCUUUCUUCAUAGCCAACACUGAAAAUUAUUGUUUGAUACCAAAUAAGGUAAAGUUCUUUAUAUGUCAAUCUGAAAUAUUUUUCCCAGUUACUGCUUAUAAAAUGUUGCAUUUUGUACAUGUUGGCUAUAUCAGAAUAUCAAAUUAUGCCACACUAUUGGGUUCACAAAUUGUAGUUGAAUGUAUAGUAUGAAUUAAAAAAUGUUAUUGACUUUUAUAAAAUGUUUUUGUGAGUUGUGAUUUUUAAGGAUGUAAACAAAAGUUUGAUGUAAUUGUGACCUGGAUUUGUAUAAAUCAUUAUUAUAU